Molecule: messenger RNA, 1060 nt
Organism: Vitrella brassicaformis
Lineage: Eukaryota; Vitrellaceae
Source: the annotation of a GenBank genome assembly
UCUCUCUCUGCCCCCGCCAAGCAAACCGAGACGGAAAAAGAGCUGCAAUCAAUCCCCCCCUGUGUGUGUGCAUGAUUCAUCCAUCGAGUACACAGGCAGGCGACGUCACGCAUAGCAUCUGAUCUGAUGUGAGGUGAUGUGAUGUGAUGUCGGGUCCCUCCCUCUUGUCUUGUGAGGUCAGGUCAUCCAUCCGUCCCAGUCGACGUGCAGGAAGAGGGCCGAGUCCAUUUCUGCCGGCAUCUGCCGCCCGUUCACCGCAUGGCAGUAGAGGCUCGUGUGCAGCGACGAACACAGGGAUCCGUCACGCACCAUCGCCCUCUGCAGCAAGCCACAGGUCGACCAACACACACCCACACCCACAGAGAGAGGAGACUCAAACGUACAAAUGAAAUGGGGGCAUGCUUCUCUCUGCUGACUGUCUGACCUCUGCUGUGGGCUCCUGCAGCGCCUCGUGCAUGGCCCUCCACGUGUGGCACUGAAUCUCGCACUCGGACUCCUCCACACCGUCGUCAUCGGCACCGUGCCCGUCGCUUGCCUCCUGUUGGGCCUCCUCCUCUCCCUCUCCCCCUUCCCCUUCCUCCUCCACCUCUUCGUCCCACUCGUCUCCUGCCAUGUCGUCUGUGUCGGUAUCAUCAUCGAAGGCCAGUUCAUCAUCGUAAUCAUCUUCAUUCUCAGACUCGGUGCGGUCCAUAGAGCGGUCAUAUGAUGGGUCAGCUAUCACCACCUUGCUGAGCUGCCCGUGGGUGCGCCUCAUGGUGAGCUCCAGGUGGGCGAUGGGGUCGCCAAACACGUCAUGCAGGUCUAUCUCGCCCGUCAGGUGCCGGCGCAUCUGGAUGGUGACGAACUCCAGCGGGGCUUGGGUGGAGAGGCAGAGGGCAGCAUGGACAGGGUGGAGGGGCAGCACCACCAGAAACACAAGCAGCGCCAGCAGCGCACGAGAGGCGGGGCGAAUGGAUACAUCCAUCGGCUCCAUGUGUUGUGUUGUUGACGAUCCUUGGACAGGCGCCCUGGUUGGUUUGGUUGCUGAUGUCUACCCCUCCCUACACUGGCAAGAAGGGGC